AUGUCAAAUUUGUUCUCAAGGGCUACGGAUGAGGACUUUUAUUUUGAUGACCUCUCUUCGAUCAAAAAGAUUGCAGCUAUUGGAGACUCGUAUUCGGCCGGAAUAGGGGAUGGUGACAGACUGCAGGGCCCAGGUGAUCAUUCGUACCCAUACCUUGUCAACCAGGACGAAAGGCUUGAUGAUCCAACCAAGAGGAAAUUCUAUUUCGAGUCAUGUUCCGGGGCAGUCGUUCAGGACGUGAUUGAUGAUCAGAUUCCUGCGCUCGGCUUUGGCCAGCAGGUCAUUCUUCUCUCUGCCGGUGGCAACGAUGCGGAGCUUCUCAACAUCCUCAACCAAUGCGUUUUCCAAUGGCUAGCCUUUAGCGAUGCCCAGUGGUUCAUCGGGAAGAUUGCAAGCUGGAAAGGCGACAAGUGGGCUAACGCGUGGGACUGGGACAAAUAUUCCCGUGGAUGCGAAGGGCAGCUUAAAGUGUCAGAAAACAUCAUCCGCAGUGACGAAUUUGGGAAUAGACUCGACACCAUGAUUGAGGCGGCCAAGAGGAAGUUGUCCCCCGACGGCAUGAUAUACCAUACCGGUUACGCAAAGUUCUUCGGGACCGACUACGACACGGCGUGCAACAAAGUGAGCUGGACAGUAUGGAUCUUUAAAGCCUACAGCCGAUUGCAAGAUGUCAUCACUCUGAAAGCGAGCAACCGGCGCUGGAUGAAUUUUCUCGUUGACCUCAUGAAUAAACAGCUGGCAAGUCUGGAGGCGGCUGUUGCACGGGCGGGUGACAAGGUCAAGCCAGAAUUAAUGUUCUACGAGCUCAACACCAUGGAUCUGUGGGGCAAGUAUCCCUGGAAACGAGGAACAGGCAGCUACCACAAUGGAACCUUCGCCGCUGAGAUGAAUAUACUUUCUCAAGCGAUGCAGACUUUUGAUGAUAGUGCCGAGUUCAGACAUGAUCGUCUUAUAGACGAUGACGGCAAACUGUCUUCAUCGGAGACAGUCUCGGCUCUGGAUAUCGACGAAGACAGUGUAUCUAAUGCGCUGCCUGACGGGUAUGGACGCGUCUUCCACCCACAGAUUCUGCUGCACAAGCUCAUCGCGAACCUUGUCCUUUUUCACAUGUCGAAUCACCGGGCGAAAGAGGAUGGGAAAGAUACUGUGCCUAUGGAGGAUGAGAGUUCUGGCUCCUGCUCCAUUGAUCUUCCUGACACGGACGUCGUUCUGAAGUACAAGGAAACCGAAGCUGGGGAGACUGUGAAGAAAUGCACGAAGCUACGGAUUCUAGCAGCGGGAGAUUCCAUAACUGUUGGGUACUUGAGCGACAGGAAUGGUGGGGAUGGCAACGGCUACCGUGGUCAGCUCAAUAAGGAUUUGUCUAGUGAUAAAGUCGUCUUUGCUGGCACAGAGUCAUCUGGCUCGAUGAGUGAUGGUUACUACGCAGCCUGGUCUGGAAAGACCAUUCAGUACAUAUCUGAUCAUGUCGAUGCGUCAUUGAAGCAACGGCCCAAUAUCAUCCUCUUGGUAGCAGGGGCGAACGACAUGAACCCGAAUCGUGGCAUCUCCAAAGAAGGGAACGACCCCAAGGGAGCUGCUGAUCGACUGGGCAAGCUGGUCGACAAGAUGAUCAAGGAGUGCCCGGACGCCACAAUUCUAGUUGCGAUGAUAAUCAACACCUGUGACAAGAGGCAGAGUCCGGCAACGAAAGAGUUCCAGAAACUCAUUCCUGACGUGGUCAAGUCACGGAGGGAGGAUGGCCACCACGUGCUCGCUGUCGACUUCACCACCUUCAAGGCGAGCGAUCUGCAAGAUUGUAUUCAUCCUACGAAUUCAGGGUACAAGCUCAUGGGCGACUAUUGGUACAGCUUCAUUCACCAGAUCCCCACCAGCUGGAUCAAAAAGCCCGUCGGGUCCGACCCAAACAACGGCGGAAGCGGCAACAAUGGCGGCAUUGACAAGAACAUCCCUGCUCCUGACUGGGGGAAGAGCCCAAUCCAGGUUACGUCGAAGGAGACCCCCAUCUGGAAGGGUGCGGGAAAGAUUGCUCAAGGCAACGUGGGCCACAACGGUGACUGGAAGUACCACAAGAACUGGGUUGCCGAGGGAGAGGUUGCUGAGGGACUGGGGUGGGAUACUCGCUACGUCCGUCUCCACGACAUGAACGGCGACGGAAAGGCCGACUACGUUUGGAUCCAUCCCAAGACCGGAGAGAUCAGAUGCUGGCUGAACAACUUGCCCAAGCCAUGGUCUCCAGCAGGCAACAACAACAGCAUUAUCGGCAGUGGCGUGGGCCCGGCCAAGACCAUCUUCCUUGCGGAUAUGAAUGGAGACGGCAUGGACGACUAUCUCGUUGUUGAUCCAGAUAAUGGCUCUGUUCGUGUCUGGUGGAACUACGGCCCCGACGAGGCCAGGGUUAACGGCUGGAGGUUUGUGCCUGGAGGCGAGAUCGCCUCAGGGGUUCCACAUGCUAACCUCGAGACUUUGCGAUUCCCUGACAUCAAUGGCGACGGAAGGGCUGACUACGUGUACAUUGGUGAAGGGGGAUCCUUGAAACACCACAUGAAUACCGGGUCGGCUGGAGGACAAGAUGUACUCUUCCAUGCCAUGGGCGGUAUUGCGACGGGCGCUGUGAACGGCGAUGGCCGAGACGACUAUCUGAUUUGGGACGACGACGGUGGUCUCACUGGCUUUCUCAACCAGCCGACGAAUAGAGAAGGUGUGCCUCUCUUUAUUAACCAAGGCGACCCCAAGACUAUCGCAGAUGGCAUCAAGAAGGACCCGAGCACCAUCAGCCUGGCCGACAUGGACGGGGAUGGCAAAGACGACUACGUCUAUGUCGGCAAGAAUGGCGCCCUGUCUGUAUGGUACAAUCGGGGGACGGCAGAUGGCUCCAUGACGAUUGAUGGUCUACGCUUUGCGGACAUUGAUGGCGAUGGAAUCGAUGACUACCUCUGGCUGGACCCCAAAUCGGGGACUCCAACUGUCUAUCUCAAUGCAGGAGUGGACAGCGGGGACUCCCUAGGGUGGGCCUGGAAGCCACUGAAUGGUAGGAAGGCCAUUGCUUCCGGUGCGGCACCAGCCCGUCAAGUUGUUCUUAGUGACAUCAAUGGGGAUGGGCUUGGCGACUAUCUAGACCUGGACGACAAAACCGGUAUGCUCAAGGCCUACUUGAACGUGGGUGAAGACAAGAGCUCCGAGUAUGGCUGGAAGUUCAAGCCUAUCGGCACCAUAGCAUCUGGUCUCGGACCCGGCAAAAGAGUCAGAAUUGCCGAUAUUGACGGCGAUGGGCGAGAUGACUGCAUCUACCUCAAAGACAACGGCGGCACCACCAUCUACCGGAACAUCUACCACCCUGAGCACACAAGCGACAGGUACAAGCCACUUCCAGAGGCAGAUGCCUCCGGCAUUAACCAGUCGCCCGAUGAGAUUGACUUUAUCGAUAACAACGGUGAUGGCAAGGCAGAUUACGUCUGGACACGCAAGCUCGACGGCCGUGUCAAGGUCUGGUACAACGACUACCCCAACAAGCCAACCUGGCGGGAAGCUGGCGAGAUCGCUGGCGGAGUCGGCACCUCCGGUGCCAACGUUCGGUACGGGGCGCUUUCAUCGACUGGUCGUAUGGAUUACAUUCCUGUCGAUCCCAAGACCGGUGCUAUUGCCGCGUGGCUAAAUGGUUGCAAUGAUUUCGAUGCCUCGGAGAAGAAGCACAAGAUCACCAUUUUCCAGAGGAAUGUACAUGGCAACAAGAGGAUGUGGGGCAUCACCGAGUACCUCUACAAGGGAAGCAACCCAAGGAUCACUGCGAUCUAA
Molecule: messenger RNA, 3795 nt
Organism: Fusarium falciforme
Lineage: Eukaryota; Fungi; Ascomycota; Sordariomycetes; Hypocreales; Nectriaceae
Product: SGNH-hydro domain-containing protein
Exons: 21
Coding region: 1-3795 (1264 amino acids)
Molecular function (GO): phosphatidylcholine lysophospholipase A1 activity
Source: RefSeq, a predicted model, not a curated record